UUGACACUAGCUGGGCUCCUCGGGGCGCGCCCCAGGUGGUCCGAAGCCUGGUCCGCCCUCCAGGUGUCCACGCAGGUGUCCCGCGCGCCCGGGUCAGUCAUGUCGUCCUGCAGCCGCGUGGCGCUGGUGACCGGGGCCAACAGGGGCAUCGGCUUGGCCAUCGCGCGCGAAUUGUGCCGACAGUUCUCGGGGGAUGUGGUGCUCACCGCGCGGGACGUGGCGCGGGGUCAGGCGGCCGUGCAGCAGCUGCAGGCGGAGGGACUGAGCCCGCGCUUCCACCAACUGGACAUCGACGACCUGCAGAGCAUCCGCGCCCUGCGCGACUUCCUGCGCAAGGAGUACGGCGGGCUCAAUGUGCUGGUCAACAACGCGGCAGUCGCCUUCAAGAGUGAUGAUCCAAUGCCCUUUGACAUUAAAGCCGAGAUGACACUGAAGACAAAUUUUUUUGCCACUAGAAACAUGUGCAACGAGUUACUACCGAUAAUGAAACCUCAUGGGAGAGUGGUGAAUAUCAGUAGUUUACAGUGUUUAAGGGCUUUUGAAAACUGCAGUGAAGAUCUGCAGGAAAAGUUCCACAGUGACACACUCACAGAGGGAGACCUGGUGGAUCUCAUGAAAAAGUUCGUGGAGGACACAAAAAAUGAGGUGCAUGAGAGGGAAGGCUGGCCCAGCUCACCUUACGGAGUGUCCAAGUUGGGGGUCACGGUCUUAUCGAGGAUUCUGGCCAGGCGUCUGGAUGAGAAGAGGAAAGCCGACAGGAUUCUGGUGAAUGCGUGCUGCCCAGGACCAGUGCAGACAGACAUGGAUGGGAAAUACAGCAUCAGGACUGUGGAGGAGGGGGCUGAAAGCCCUGUCUACUUGGCCCUCCUGCCUCCAGAUGCCACUGAGCCACAAGGCCAGCUGGUCCAUGACAAAGUUGUGCAAAACUGGUAAACAUCUGCUUCGGAGCUUGAUGCUUAAUAAAGGUUGGUGGAAUGAAUGAAUGA
This is a messenger RNA of Macaca mulatta (Rhesus monkey), 986 nucleotides long. RefSeq names its product carbonyl reductase 3 (gene CBR3). Lineage: Eukaryota; Metazoa; Chordata; Mammalia; Primates; Cercopithecidae. Gene Ontology annotation, molecular function: carbonyl reductase (NADPH) activity. The record is from RefSeq and is marked provisional.